Molecule: messenger RNA, 486 nt
Organism: Heterobilharzia americana
Lineage: Eukaryota; Metazoa; Platyhelminthes; Trematoda; Strigeidida; Schistosomatidae
Source: the annotation of a GenBank genome assembly
AUAUCUGGAGCGAAACCAAAUCACUAAAAUUGAUCCGAAUCGAAUAUCCCAUCUGAAGAAAUUGCACACCUUAGUUCUAAGUUAUAACAAGCUGAGAGAAUUACCUCCACGUAUGUUUCAGAAAUUAACGAAUCUAAAAACAAUAGUACUGAGGACUGAGAAAUGAGUAUUUCGCCUGCCGGGAAAUAUAAUCAAAAGAACAAUAUCCCGCUAAUGUUUACAAUUAGCCCACCAACCAGUUAGAGAAAUAUCGUUUGUAAAAGAAAGACAAAACUUUUCCUGCUUUAAUUUGCUAAAAGCAUAAACAAAUCGCAUGUGUAUUGUUUGAACUUAAGUUUUGAAUAAAGUAUACAGGAAAGUAUGUGUACGCGGAUAUAUUUGUCUAAGUUUCGUGACUGUUUACCUGAGAAAAAUCUUGAAUUCUUAAAAUAUAACUAAUUAUAUCAUCGUUGUGAAAUGAACAGAAUUUCUGCCUAUUCAUUACUC